Molecule: messenger RNA, 3583 nt
Organism: Chilo suppressalis (striped riceborer)
Lineage: Eukaryota; Metazoa; Arthropoda; Insecta; Lepidoptera; Crambidae
Source: the annotation of a GenBank genome assembly
CAGGCCUGUGCCCCAGCAGUGGGGACAUAAAUAGGCUGUUGAUGAAAUGAAACUUAUUAUAAGGGUGCUGAAUCAACAAUCAUUUAAAAAACAUGAAAUCGCGGUUUUAUAUACCCCCUUCUCUAGCAACACUUUUUUUAUUUUAGUAACCCUGAGCUGUUACCAUAGCAAUUUUUAUGAAAAUAUUAGCACAUAAUUAUUAGUAGCGUUUUUGAUUAUGAUUUGUUUAAUGAAUUAAUCAAAACAAAAGACUAACUAGAAAAUGCAAGUGUCAACAGUUCAGCCCGUUUUUAAACUGGAGCUAAAUCACAAAGUGACGCCGGGUAUUGUCACAAUUGCUAAGUUUGAUGGAACUCAUCCAUGCCUCACUGCCUCUGCUGGAUAUGACAAAAUCAUCAUUCAUCAUCCCCAUAUCGGAGUAGUGAGUGGACGAGCUCAGCGGUCGGAAGCGCAUGGGGAAGUCUCAGAGCUAAGCCUCAGUCAAGCCGUCAUCGCCCUCGCUGCCGGCCCCCUCAGACCUGACUGCAACCGAGACAUGUUGCUUAUAGGCUCACCCUCGCAAAUAUUAGCUUACGACGUCCACGAUAACACCGAUCUCUUCUUCAAAGACGCUCCAGAUGGAGUAAACGUCAUAACUGUAGGCACUUUCGGGAAGCACAGUGAACCGCUGGCUUUCGUGGGCGGUAACAGCUCUGUCCAGGGACUUAGCUGGCAAGGAACUGAGUUGUUCUGGAAUGUUGUCAGUGGAAAAGUAUGCGCUAUGAUUACAUUUGAUUUUGAUAAGGAUGGUGAGAAUGAGCUCCUCGUCGGAUCUGACGAUUCUUACAUAAGAGUGCUGAAGAAUAAUCAAUACAUACUGGAAAUUGCGGAAACUGGACCGAUUGUGUGCUUGUCACCAGUUACGGAAGUUAGAUUCUCUUAUGGACUUGCCAAUGGCACUAUUGGAAUUUACGAAGAAGGAAUUCGGCUAUGGAGAGUCAAGUCGAAACAAAAUGCGCUUGCGCUCCAAUGGUCCGGUGAAACCCUAGUUUGCUGCUGGUGUAAUGGCCGAGUGGAUUGGCGUGAUGGUACUACGGGAAGAGUCCUCCGACGUGUACAAAUGCGAACAGGAGCGGCUGCCAUGUUGCUGGCAGACUAUAGAUCUAUGGGAGUACCUGAUAUAGUAUGCGUUUCAGAUAAAGGCGAAGUUCUGGGUUAUGCUCCUUACCAAGAAAACAAUGGCUUCAACGCGGCAUCGAAAAAGUUACCAUCGGAAGAAGAUAGACUUGCUAUCACAGAGUUGUUUAACAAAAAACAAGCGCUCAUGAUAGAGCUGCAACAUUAUGAAGCAAAUGCAGCAAGUGGUAGCGUUAGCCUUGACGCUCUGGAGCGUCCAGCAACGGCAAUGCCGACCAAUACAAGACUCCAAGUGGCUGUAAAUGCUUCAAUUCAAAAUCGUUGCUUAGAUCUCACAAUAUCCACAAAUAACGAAACCAUAGUUCGUACAGCAUUAGUCCUGGCAGAAGGAAUAUUUGAAACAGGUGAAACAUUAGCCAGACAUCCAGCUCCUUCGCAACUCCGUUCUAUUCUUCAAAUACCAUUGAAGCCACCAAGAGAUGUACCAGUAGAUGUUCACAUUAAAGCUCUUGUUGGUUAUCCUGACAGUGAACAAUUCCACAUAUUUGAAUUGACAAAACAGUUACCAAGAUUUUCGAUGUAUACUACUGCUCCUCAGAAUGCAAGAGUGUCAAAAGAUAGCUAUGUGACCUUCCGCAUAACAGAGAGGGUACAGAGAAUUUGUAUAUGGAUAAACCAGAAUUUUCUCCUAGACCAAGAGUUAGAACUUGCAUCAGAGGAGACCAAGGACCUUCAGAUAACUCUUUACUGUUUAAGAGACCAAUCUUUAUUGCAUAUGAACUUUGGGGCAGAUGGACAAGUGAAAUUCUACACAUCUGAUAUCAGAUUGGCCGGGGACCUCAUACAGAGUCUGGCUGUUUAUUUGAAUCUUACAGAUUUACAGGUAACUUUCAUUUCAUACAACUUGUCUAUUAUUUUUUGUAAUAACCUAGCCAUGAGAUUAAUAAAAAAAGUAACACCUCCACUUAAUAUGAUGUGCAGUUAAAGUUGGCAUGUAGUGUAUAACUGAAAAGAAAAUUGCAUAUUUAUCAAUACUUUGCCGAACAAGUAUCUUAGUGAAUCACUAAGUAGCUCGAUGAUUAUCACUUCCAUCUUUUAAAAGCAAUUAGCGAAUAGGCCUACUGGUUUAAUAUAGAACCCUAAAAACAAACAGUUAACAAUUACAGUAUUUAAUUUAAGAUUAUAUUAUUUCAUUUAUGGGGGGCAGGUAAUAUAAUAAUAAAAAUUAUUGCAACCAAUUGUUUUUAAAGUUGUAAAGUGAUACUUCAAACAGCUCUGGGAUAAAUAAAAAUAGAAAAAGGAUGUUCUUAGAAUAUUGUAAUUGAAAUUGCUUAACUUAUAAAUUACAGAUUACGCAGAUCAUAAACUUCUCAUUGACCAUAUAGUUCUACAAAGCCAACACAUUUCACAGGAUUAAAGAAAAACAUAUUGUUGUGUGGUGGUUCCCUUUGGCUCACAGCCUUUACAACCUCUUGGCCAAUGACACCUCCGACAACUGCAGCUGCACCAGCAACAACACCAUAUACAUCAGUAAGAAGUUCAUCACUGAUGAAUCCAGAAGGCAGUGACAAUUCCUUCACAAGCUCAUCUCGCAUACGGAAUAAUGUUUCAGUAUCUGAUUUUCUCUUAGCUGGGUCAGGGUUUCUGUUUUGCUCAUCUCUAAAUCUAAGCAGAAUUUUAAGGACGAAGUAAGAAGGGUCUCCGCGUCGUAGUCUCGAACGUAACUCUGGUUUCCUCCAGUCAGCAGAAAGUGCAUUUUGAAGCGGCACAUAAAUAGCGCGUCGCUUCACUGUGAUACUAACGGUUUCUCGUGCAUUUUUUUCGUUGUCGUCUGGGCCACGUUUCACGGCUUUGUGUUGCACAAUCUCUUCGGAAUACUCAUGGUCGACGAGGUCAGCGAACAUAUAGCCAAACAUUCCCCAAACAUCGCCACAUAGGAAUUUCUUGUUAUUGUCACGGCAUACGUUGUUGAUACGCUCCAAUUGCUCCUGCUUUAAUCCGGUAGCACAAACUAUGUCAAAAGUAGUAAAAUAUUCAUCGGGUAAGUUGUCGACAGCUCGAGUCUCUGAAGAUACUUCUACCAUGGGGUUUAAUGCCCGCGCUCUUUGCAAUGAAGCUUCAGCUCUGUUUUCCCCGAUCUUAUCUGGAGGUGCCAAGAAUUGAGAGUACAAAUCAAUUUCUUUAAGCUUCUCAUUAUCAAGUAAACACACGCUCUUGACGCCUGAUAAAAUUAUAUUUUUCGCGGUUUCAGCACCUAAGCCGGAUAAACCAAUGAUCAGCACUUUGGAGGCACGUAAUCUUUUCUGUGAUUCCAAUCCCCACAAACGAAUCUGGCGAUCAUAUUGUUCUGCUUCCGCUUCUGAAAGUUCAACGUCGGUAUUUUCAACCAUUUUUAAUGAAUAAUCCAAAAAAAUAUUUUAUCAAAUCUUUGACAGCUUGACAACACACGCCGCCCGGUAACCAGUCA